AUGAGCGCAAGUGCAGCGGUGGACCCCAAACCGCCUCGACAACCAAAGUUCCCGACGCACAAUUCACCACGCGUGUGGUUCCUGACCAGCGCCAAUUCCCCCGUCGGCAUCUCGUUGGCGCGCCAUCUCCUCGACCAUGGAGACUACAUCGUCGCCGGCGUGCCUCCGCUAGAGUUUGAGAAGAAUGGCGAGCAGUCAACACACUUUCGCGACUUUCUCGACGAGGUCAAAGAGCAGGAAACAUGGUCAGGCCGCCUGAGGGUCGUGGGGGUUGAUGUGCGCAUCAUGGGCCAGUGCCAGAGCGCCAUUGCAGAGGCCGUCCACAGCUUCGGUCGCAUCGACAUUCUGUUCUGCUGCACCUCCGAGACGCUGGUUGGCACCGUCGAGGAACUGUCCCAGACAACUCGCACCCACUCGCUCAUCCGCGACCAGUUCGAGACAAACUUCUUUGGCCCCGUCAAUGUCAUCAAGUCUAUCCUGCCCACCUUCCGCACAAAGAGGAACGGCCACAUCGUUAUGCUGUCCAACCUCUCUGGCCACAUGGGUACCCCGGGCAUGUCCGUCUACUGCGCCAGUCAAUGGGCUAUCGAGGGCUACUGCGACAGUCUUGCUUACGAGGUCGCGCCUUUCAACAUCAAGAUGACCAUCAUACAACCCAACAUGGAAAUUGCUGUCUUGACCAAUCGUAUAACUGCUGCUCCUUCAAUGUCUGCCUAUGCUGCUGACCACAACCCUGCUCCACUGUUCCGCGAUAUCCUGGCAGGCAUGCUCGACCGCCUCGAAGGUUCAGAUGAGCCCACCACUGGCGACCAGCUUCAGUCUGACACUAUCAACACCAUAUACGCUCCCUUGACCAAAGGUAUGAAGGAGUCACUGGUAGCUGAAACGGUUCAUGCGGUUGCCGCAAUCGGAGGCCAUGACAACCCACCUGCUCGGCACAUUGUCGGUCUCGAAGGCACUGCUACCGUCAAGGAGAAGCUCAAGACCGUCAGCGAAGAGCUAGAAGACUUUGUUGCUAGCAGCGCCGCUGUCGACAUUGUCAAGCAUGAAGAUCCCAACCUGCAGCAGAACCACCACACCUGA
This is a messenger RNA of Aureobasidium vineae, 1083 nucleotides long. Lineage: Eukaryota; Fungi; Ascomycota; Dothideomycetes; Dothideales; Saccotheciaceae. The record is from the annotation of a GenBank genome assembly.